GGCCGGGCGGCUGUAAACACUGCAGUUUGUGUCCCUGAGCUGCUGGGGGAUGGAUGAUAGCCUGGUUCUCGCGUUGGGAGGCCUGAGCCUCCAGCCUCGAGCGCAAGGCAGGGAGCCUCCUCGCAGGCGCCGCUUCACCAAAAGUCUUUACUUGCUACGAGGUCUGCCCGGCUCCGGGAAAACUACCUUGGCCAGGCAACUGAAACGUGAAUUUCCCAGUGCAGUGAUUUUCAGCACUGAUGACUACUAUUUCACAGAGGAUGGCACGUACAUAUUUGAUCCUGAUUGCCUGGAAGAUGCACACAAGUGGAACCAGAAAAGAGCACGUAAAGCAAUGAAGAAUGGGAAAUCCCCCGUUAUUAUUGAUAAUACCAACAUCCACGCUUGGGAAAUGAAGCCAUAUGUGAUAAUGGCACUUGAAAACAACUAUGAAGUUAUAUUUCGAGAGCCAGAUACACGCUGGAAAUUCAACGUUAAUGAACUAGUGAGACAUAAUAGCCAUGGUGUUCCAAGAGAAAAGAUACAACGGAUGAAAGAACAGUAUGAACAUGAUGUUACCUUUCACAUUGUGCUUCAUUGCGAAGAACCAGCUAGACAUGCCAACAGGCAUUCGCAACACUGGAGACUUUUCUAAUCCAAGUCCAGCAUUCUCCAACAGACGAGCUCACACCCACUCCACAAAUGAAAGAUCAUUUAGUAGGAGAAGUAAUUUCCAUAGGGCCUUUUAGU
This is a messenger RNA of Heteronotia binoei (common prickly gecko), 729 nucleotides long. RefSeq names its product NEDD4-binding protein 2-like 1. Lineage: Eukaryota; Metazoa; Chordata; Lepidosauria; Squamata; Gekkonidae. The record is from RefSeq and is a predicted model, not a curated record. The transcript has 5 exons. Bases 50 to 634 code for a protein of 194 amino acids.